CUCUCAACUGUGCUCAGAGAGAGAGAGAGAGAGAGAGAGAGAGAUGGGGAAGCAGACGAGGGUGAGAAGGCCAGAGAGCAGCAGCUACGGUAAAGGAAAUGUGACGCCCGUCCAAAUAGCCUUCAUUGUUGAUCGCUAUCUCUCCGACAACAACUUCACCCAAACUCGCACCGCCUUCCGCUCCGAAGCCUCCGGGCUCAUCUCCAAAUCUCCAGUUAACGAGGCUCCGAAGACAUUGUUGACUUUGGGAGCGAUAUUAGACGAGUACAUACGUUUGAAGGAGCAAAAGGUGAUGUUGGAUCAAGAAAAGUGCCGUUUGGAGCAGGAGCAAUCGCGGGUCCAGACUCUGCUCAGGGGUAUGCAAGAUGCGAUGAACGUUUAUAACGCCGGUGGAAGCGUUCCCCCGCCGCCGGUGGUUGCGCCUGGGGCGGAAAAAUCUGCUCCUUUGGUUCGACAGAUGGACCUCACAGUUGGGUCUCCGGCAGGUUAUCCUGCAUAUAACACUCCAGUAAUGAUGCCGACAUCAGGACCCUCCAAUGCUCAAACAGAUCCAUCCAAUUUCUCUACACCAACGGCAAACCAUCUAACUACCAAAAGGAGGAAGGGUUCAAAAGAUCUUCUGGGUGCAUCUGUGGCUGCAAAGAAAUCUCGUAGCAACGUAAAUGCCAACCAGCUUCCAGUUAAAGGUGCCAAUGCUCUUUCACAGCCAAGCAAAGUGAAUAAUCAAGAGAAUCCUCUACAAUGCUCGGCAGGCCAAUCAGCACCUCACUGUAAUGUCCUUAACAGGUUACCAGUUCAAGGGUCGAGUGUUGCCAAGUGUUUAUUCAACCCGCCUCAUCAGCCCCCUCCAACUAAUUUAUCUGUUCCUAAAACGCCUCUUCAAGCAACUUCUUCCCAAACUGACAAAUCUGCUUCUCCACUAGAAACCUCAACGGCUACUUCUGGUGAUGAUGUGAGUCCCCAGCAGAAGACCUCCACCAAUUGCAUUGUGAUCUCUUCAGAGACAAUUACAGUGAGCCCUGUGAAACAACUAACCUACUACUCCAUCGAGAGAAAUCAAUGCGUUUCAUCACCACUCAAGACAAGUUUGAAGAGGGUUACCAAGAGGGAUCAUGUUAAAGGAAGGCUGGAUUUUGAUGGUUCCGAUGCACCAGAAAACUCGGGGAAAUCAAUUCCUAAUGACCUUUUGGUAUCUGAACCUGACAGGAAUGAAGAUAUUUUUGACUUAGAUUUACCUAGUUUGGAUGCUUUUGGCAUGGAUUUCUCUCUUGGUGAUUUGUUGGUUGAUUUUGAUCUUGAGGGUGGCUUUGCUUGCCUGCCAGCCAAUGAUUCUUCUCCAAAUUCCCAUUCGGGGUCAUCCCAGGAACCAUUUGAUUUGAGUGAUAACCAAGUUGUGUCUGAGCUUUCAUCAACUGUGACAGAAAUUCUUUCAGAGAAACGCUCAAAUACGGAAGGGCCAGAAUCUGUGACUACUGUAAAGUCCACAACAAAAAGCAUCACGAUUUUAAGUCCUGUGAAAAACCAUAGAGGCUCCUGUUCGGAUCCGGAAAAUUUAUCUGCAAGAAGCUGAAUGGUUUAGCAGACAAGAUGACUCAUAGACUGACAUUAUACCAGCGAACUAGUUCCAACUUCUAAUUGCUGUUUAAUGUUCCAAACAUGUUAAGAACCAAUUUUAGUGUAGUUGAGAAUUAGAUAAAUCAAAUUACAACCAAUUUGUUAAUUUCAUAUUAUAUAUAUUUUCAAGCAUACUGACGUAUAAAUACCCUUUUGGAAUACAUAUUUCAUCUUCGUUGGUGUUUGCAAUUUUUUUGAUCUUUCUUCUCCUUAAAUAGGAGUAUUCCAACAACCAU
Diospyros lotus (date-plum) is the source of this 1850-nucleotide messenger RNA. RefSeq lists its product as uncharacterized. Lineage: Eukaryota; Viridiplantae; Streptophyta; Magnoliopsida; Ericales; Ebenaceae. The record is from RefSeq and is a predicted model, not a curated record. The coding region runs from base 44 to 1570 and encodes 508 amino acids. The transcript is spliced from 7 exons.